AUGCCAGCCUCACCAAAUGAUUCUACAGCAUCACUCUCCAAUGAGGAUGCCUCUCCUCCUCUCAAUUCAUCCUCUUCUUCUCAAAAACGAUCCUAUCAAUCCAUGAUCUCGGCACUUUCUCUUUCGCAACAUCAAGCAGCAGCAGAGGAAGAUGAGGCUUCAUCACCCACUCAUACAACAAGUAAUAACGCUAUGGAUCAAUCCAUAUUGAGUAACAGUACUACCACUCAAGAAGAAACAACAACGAAAAAGAAGAGAAAAACAAAAGCCUCCUCUUCGACAGCAUCUACAAAAUCCAACAAGAAUUGUCGUGAUGAUUCCUCACUCCGAUUACUGACUCGAAAAUUUAUUCAUCUCAUUGCAGAGGCUAAAGAUGGUGUGUUAGAUUUAAAUCAUGCUGCUGAGACACUCUCUGUACAAAAACGAAGAAUUUAUGAUAUUACCAACGUUUUAGAAGGAAUUGGACUCAUUGAAAAGAAAUCAAAAAAUAAUAUUCAAUGGCUAGGAACAGGAAUUGCAGUCAAUGCACCUGAAAAUUGUGAAGAAGUUAAAAUUAUUCAAAAUGAAAUUGCAACAAUUGAAUUUCAAGAAAGACAAGUCGAUCAAUUGAUUUAUCAUGUUCAAGAAUCACUUCGAUGUUUAAAUGAAACAGAUCGUAGAUUAGCAUUUGUAACCUAUGAUGAUGUUUUGGAUAUUCCAACAUUGAAAGACAGAACAGUGAUUGCUAUUAAGGCUCCAUCAGGUACUACAUUGACUGUUCCUGAUCCUGACGAAGGAAUGGAAUUGGGAAAGAGAAGAUAUCAAAUAUUUUUAAAAUCACCUGCAGAUCCUAUUGAUGUGUAUUUGGUCGAUCGAGAAGAGAAUGUUGUCAGUGGUGGUGGUGCUGGUGGUGGUGGUGCUAGUGAAGGAGAGAUGGGUACCACAGCGGUGGCCACAGCAGUUCAUGCUUCUUUGCCAUUUGAACAUGGUGCUAGUUUAAUCGAUGAUUCGAAUAUUCGUGGUGUUGGUGCUGCUGGUGGCUCUGUUGGUAUUGUUGGUACUGGAUCUGUCCAUCAACAAUCCAAUGACGACUUUAUGUUUGAAAUGGAUUCAGGUGAAGGUGUUUCUGAUUUGUUUUUGUAA
This is a messenger RNA of Naegleria lovaniensis, 1122 nucleotides long. RefSeq lists its product as uncharacterized. The transcript has a single exon. The record is from RefSeq and is a predicted model, not a curated record. Gene Ontology annotation, cellular component: RNA polymerase II transcription regulator complex. Gene Ontology annotation, molecular function: RNA polymerase II cis-regulatory region sequence-specific DNA binding; protein dimerization activity; DNA-binding transcription factor activity, RNA polymerase II-specific. Bases 1 to 1122 code for a protein of 373 amino acids. Gene Ontology annotation, biological process: regulation of transcription by RNA polymerase II. NCBI's taxonomy places the organism in Eukaryota, Heterolobosea, Eutetramitea, Acrasida, Naegleriidae.